This is a messenger RNA of Saccoglossus kowalevskii, 1230 nucleotides long. RefSeq lists its product as uncharacterized. Lineage: Eukaryota; Metazoa; Hemichordata; Enteropneusta; Harrimaniidae. Gene Ontology annotation, cellular component: protein-containing complex; plasma membrane; extracellular region. Gene Ontology annotation, biological process: lipid catabolic process; heterophilic cell-cell adhesion; establishment or maintenance of epithelial cell apical/basal polarity. Gene Ontology annotation, molecular function: enzyme activator activity; calcium ion binding; Notch binding. The record is from RefSeq and is a predicted model, not a curated record.
CAUAUGCAUCGUGAACAAUCCUUGCGAUAAGGGAGAUUGUGUGAGCACAGGCAGCAUGCAGUACUCGUGUUCCUGUUACAUGGGAUACAGUGGAGAGUUGUGUAACAUAGAAAUCAAUCCUUGUAAUAGCAGCCCAUGCCAAAAUGCGGGAACAUGCACAAAGCUAUCAUUCGCCUAUUAUAUGUGCAACUGUGUAGAUGGGUAUAGUGGUACAAAUUGCGAAGUCAGUGCGAAUCCUUGUACUAUAAACCCAUGUCUCAAUGGCGGUGCUUGUGUCAAGCUUAGUGUUUCUGAGUAUCAAUGUAUAUGCGAAGGAAGCUGGGUGGGGACAAACUGCGAAACAAUUCAGAAUUCUUGUCUCAGCUCGCCUUGUCUCAACUCAGGAACUUGCAACAACUUUAUCAACAGCAAUGCCGUUUCAUAUUAUGUAUGUACGUGUCCCACUGGCUGGACAGGAACUAGGUGCGACGUAUCCACUUUUGACCCGUGUGCCAGUCAGCCAUGCCAGAAUAAUGGUCAGUGUUUCAAAAAUACCGAUUCAUUUUUUUGUAUGUGCGCUUCCGGUUGGAGUGGUACUACCUGUACAAUAAGUAAGUAUUGUAUUUGCAUUUAUUCCAAUCUUUGUGAAAAGGGGCUUAUGUGUAAACACAUGACUACAAAAAGCACAACACUGCGAAUACACGUCUGCCAAGAAUACAACACUGCGAAUACACGUCUGCCAAGAAUACAACACAGCGAACACACGUCUGCCAAGAAUACAAAACACCCAAUACACGACUGCCACGAACACAACACAGCGAACACAUGACUACAUAAAGCACAACACAGCGAGCACACGUUUGCUAAAAAGACAAAACGUCGAACACAUGACUGCCAAGUACACAACACAGCGAACACAUGACUACAUAAAGCACAGCACAGCGAACACACGACUGCCAAGAAGACAACACAGCGAACACAUGACUGCCAAGUACACAACACAGCGAACACAUGACUACAUAAAGCACAACACAGCGAACACACGACUGCCACAAACACAACGCAGCGAGCACACGUCUGCCAAGAAGACAACACAGCAAACACACGACUGCCAAGAAUAUAACACAGCGAACACUUGACGGCAAUGAACACAACACAGCAAACACUUGAAUGCAAUGAUUACAACACAGCGAACACGCGACUGCCAAGAAUGCAACACAGCGAACACGCGACUGCAAUGAACACAACACA